Pseudopipra pipra is the source of this 5666-nucleotide messenger RNA. It is a transcript of the gene SERPINE3, whose product is annotated as serpin family E member 3. The record is from RefSeq and is a predicted model, not a curated record. The transcript is spliced from 8 exons. Gene Ontology annotation, molecular function: serine-type endopeptidase inhibitor activity. Lineage: Eukaryota; Metazoa; Chordata; Aves; Passeriformes; Pipridae. The coding region runs from base 600 to 1805 and encodes 401 amino acids.
AAGAAAAUCUAGCUAUUUGGGAUGGCAUUAAUUAAAAAAAAAGGGAAAUAAAGACAUUUUAAUUGCAUGGGAUUUCUGAAUAAGUUUUCAAAGUGGGGGUAAAAAAAUAGCUGUGUGCCUGGUACACAGAGAGCCCUUUCUCUUCCCCUUUGUGGCAGAGGAAUCAAUGGAAUUCAUACAAAAGAAGGAGGGGGGUGGGAAGAGAGAUAGGAGAUGCCUUGCUCGGUACCAGCAGGUCACAAGUCUCAUGAGGCUCCAGCAGGGCUUGCAAGGAAGUUGCUGACUCUAUCUCCAUGUGUACCUUUUUGUUCCUUGCCUUGGAUUUGCUGGUCAGUGGCAUGCUGCUUUGCCUGGCUCUCCAUAGAGCUUGUAGCCUACAGGAAUUUGGACAGAGUGGUACAGACAUCGCCGACAGAGACUCUGAUCACUGACUAUCCCUUUAAAUGCAGUCUCAUGACUUAGUCUUUACUCCACUACCUAUUAAAGAAGGAGACAAGACGUUCAUAGACAGCUUCCAUUCAGACACACAGAAGGACACAGAAAGGCAAGACAAUUUAACUGUGUGAUUACCUGGUGGAGAGUGUUCCCAGCUCGCCUUCAUGUUGCCCAUUUCCUUCUCUGCAUUUAUCCUCUCUGCUUGCUGCUUAACCAAAGGAGACUGCAUCUCCUAUGAUGAGCUGAAAGAGCUGAAAACUGAAUUCGCCAUCAAUCUCUACCGGCAUGUAUCUGAAGCAGAGAACAGAACCAAUCUGGUAGUCUCUCCAGCAAGUGUGGCUGUUUCUUUGGAGCUGCUGCAGUUUGGAGCGCAAGGAAAUACCUUUACAGAGCUGCAGGAUGCCCUAGGAUACAACAUUCAUGAUGAAAACGCGCAGGACUUCUUGCGCACAGUGUAUGAAGGAGUGACCGACUCGAGCCAAGGCACAGUGGUUCAGCUGGCAUGUUCCUUCUUUGUGGAUGCUGGCACGCAGCUCUCGCCUCACUUCACUGCACAUGCCGCACGCUGGGCGAACAGCAGCCUGCAGCAAACCAACUUUACUGACCCCAACAGAACCACGGCCCAAAUACAGGAAUGGAUCACCAGUAACCUUGCAGAUGGGGAUGUGCGUGGGACGCUGUUGGAGACUGCUAGGUCGUCGCUCAGCCAGGUUGCCUUGGUGAGCACCAUGUAUUUCAGAAGCACGUGGCAAAAGAAGUUUUCCCUUAUGGACACUCAGAUGUUGCCUUUUACCACAUCAGAGGGCUCAACCCUGAAAGUGCCCACAAUGCAUCAUACAGCCGAAGUUAACUACGGCCAGUUCCAGACUGCGGCUCUGGAGGCGUUCAGUGUGGUCGAGUUACCCUACCUGGGGGAGAAACACAGCAUGUUCCUAGUGCUUCCCAGCCAUAAAAGAACACCUUUGUCCCAGAUUGAGUCUCACCUUUCUGCCAAAGACAUAACCCUCUGGGCCAACAGCUUAAAGAGAACAAAGAUGGACAUUUUUCUACCUAGGUUCAGUAUUCAAAGCCUUUUUGACCUAAAGACAGUUUUUUCUGCCUUGGGAGUUAAAGAUGCAUUUGAUCCCAUCACUGCUAAUUUUAAAGGCAUUUCAGAUCAAGAUAGUCUUUACAUUUCGGAAGCUAUUCACAAAGCAGAGAUUGAAAUAACAGAAGAUGGUACAAAGGCAUCAGGAGCUACAGCAAUGGUAUUACUAAAAAGAUCUCGAACACCUAUUUUCAAAGCAGACCGACCCUUCACAUUUUUUCUGAGACAAGCUAAUACAGGUAUGCAUGCUCUGCCUUUCAGGACCAGAAUUCUUCACAAGUAGCACUGAAAUCAAUACAAGUUCUUUCUAAAUAGCCUGCCAUUCUUCAAUCCAGGAAAUUUCAUCAAACAUGGGAACAGCGGGGUUUGGGUUCUUAAAGCAUAAAGACUAUGGUUUAAUUUCCUUAAAAAGAAUGCACGACUCAUAGAAGUCAGAUUAGCCUCUUCUCUGGAUGCAGUACGAGCUCAGAGAUUUCUACAACAGCUUUAGGCACUAGAAAGAUCUUAAAGAUUUUAAAUGCCCUAGCAUUAAAGUACUGAACUCCACAGGGCUAUUAAAAUUACAAACUGGCCAGAUUAACAUUGGAAAUAGUUAAAAUAGAGAUCUUUCCCUAUAAAUGAAACUUACUCAUGCCUAUACUGAUAGCAAACAGACUUCUGCCAAAAAAAAAAAAAAAAAGCAUUUCUUUUGCAACUGGUAACUCUUGACCACCCCCAUACCCAAACAAAAAAAAUCCAACCAAAAACACAAACAAAGCUGCAGAGCAUGUCUUGAGAGAGAAGCAUCACAGUGCUCCUUUAGCUUCAGUAUUAUUGUCUCAUUUCAGAUGUCCAAUCACAUUAUUCCAGAAUCUCUGCCAAAAGAAAACACUAUAUAGCUCGUUGGCAAUAUGCACCAUUUAGUAGUUAUUUGCUCCUCUGAAGCAUCAGGCCCUCUCCAACAGCUCUUACCAUUCUUAGCAAUGCAGUAAAUUUGCAGCUUAAAUAAAUCCUUCAAACCACCAAGUUUCUCUCGUAAGUGGGGAACACAGUAAUUUAUAGGGUUCAGUAAAACACUGGGGCCUAACAAGAAGACCACAGAGAAUAGUUUUCCUUAUCUGCUUCCAAGCAACACACUUCUCUUAGCCAGUGAAUACCUGUGUACGCAAUAUUCUGCUUUAAAAAUCCGUAUCUUAACAUUUCAACAUCACAAUGCAAGCAGCUAUUUUUUAAAGAGAAAAAUCACUACACCUUGGUGGACAUUUCGUUUUAAAUAUGCUUUGGCAAUCAUUAUCAGUUAAUGAAGAAAAGUAUUUUUAGUUGGCUAACGCAGAAUUUUAAAAAUAAAAAGGCAUCAAUAAGCUCAUCUAUGAAGCCUGAGCCACAGACUCUUCAGGAUUAAGAACAAACUGAUUUUGGUAAAUAAAAUGGCUCAGUUUAUAAUAUAUGUUAUAUAAAGGAAGGAAAUCAGAUUGUAAAACAAGAUUUUUAUGUGAAGUAUAAAAUACUUUCCAAUCAACUCAAAAUCAGAAGUACAUUUCUGUACUUUUAGCUUUUUAAUGGAGUAAUUUUGUUUGCUCAGACUUAGUGACAAUUUUUUCGGUUAUGAAAAGGGGAAAGGGUAAACAAAGUAGACUGUUAGUAUAUUUUACCAAGCUAUCUAGAGGUGCUUAAAACUCACUAUGUCCAUAAGUUCACAAUGAAUUUUUAUGUAGACCAAGAGUCUUCACUGCAUCAAUCUUCUAGUAAUAGUAGAAAUAUAUUUUCCAAGACUUAAAAUGGCAUAGUUCUGCUCAAAAUAAUUUAAAAAGUUAAGUUUUUUAAUUUGAAUUUCAUGUUUGAACACAUUCCCUUUGAAGGACAGGCAAGGUAACAGCAAUACAAACAACAACAAAUCCAGUGUAUCUGAGGCAGUGAUUUCAUUCAAGGGGUUGUAAUAACCUCUUCUGUAACUAAAACACGAACACAAAGCAACGAAUUCAGGCUCUGUUUUCCUCAGUUCAGAAGUGAUUCUUUAGCCAAUGGUUUGGGUAGGUUUCAGAUUUUGGCAAACUUCUAGUUUGGGCUACCAACUACUUGAAAAGGUCUUUUUGCUUUUAAUACAGAAAUGUAAAAAAUUAUUCUAAGACAAGGGUGCAACUGCAGUCAGUUUUUCCAUAUAAGCAAUGAGUGAUUCCAUGAUUUGCUAAUUCCAUGCUUAGUUUAUGUAUUUAAACUGAACUACACUUUGAAAGUGAGCCCCUAAAUUGAAAUAACAAUAUUGUUUUCAUUUACAGGUUCAGUACUCUUUAUAGGAAGAGUUACAAAUCCUUCAUAAUAAGCACUAAACAAAUAAACUGUCUGCUGUUCCUCCUAUGGUGAGCUUUCCUCCAAAGAAAUUAAAGGCUACAUUAUAUGUAUUUAUUAAAACACUGCUUUAAGCAGUAACACUUUUGCAAGAAAAAGUGAGAGUAAGCCCUCCACUACUUUAUUACAUUGUACAUACUGUUGGAAACUUAUAGCUGUCUAGGAAUCAUGAGCACCACAACUACAGCAAAGACAGUAAGCAUAUAAACAUUUGAGAAAAAAAUGAACAAAUUUUGCCCCCCAAAUAUUUAACAGUAUGGGCAAACAGCUGCUACUUAACUUCAUCAUGGCUAAAAGCUUGACUGUUGCUGAGUAUAUAGGUCAUCUGAAUGAAAGCAUCCUACAAGAAAGUUUCGUGAUGUUAUUUUUCAAGCACAAUUUCAUUUCCCUGUCCUGAAGUCAAAAGCUCAAGAAUAAAAUUGAAAUUCAGUCUGACCCCAGAGAGAUAUAAUCCAGCUGAGAUAGUAAGGUAUCAAGCAAACAGCAUGAUGCUGUGAAAAGAAAAUAUAGUUGAAAGACUUUCACAACUGGCACAGAAUCAUAGAAUCAUCAAGGUUGGAAAAGGUGUCUAAGAUUAUCAAGUCCAGCCAUUAGCCCAGCACUGCCAAAUCCACCACUAAACCAAGUCUCUAAGCACCACAUCUAAACACUUUUUGAACGCUCCCAGGGAUGGCCAUUUCAUCACUUCCCUGGGCAGCCUAUUCCAGAUAGAGCAGAUAGGAAGCAGAAAUACCCACUCAAUCAGUGACCAAACAAAUAUUUUUGCCAAAAAAAAGUAGCAGUACUACCUUUACUACCUUUGAAGUGUAUGCAACAUAAAAUGGACAUUCCCAAAGAACACUGAAUGAAGCUAAAAUCAUCUAGAAAAUGUGAGUUUUUUCAGCAUACUGACAAAAGCUGGGAUACAGCAAGUGUUCAGUGACUCACAGUACAAGCACCAGAACCCAAGGCCCAGAGAUUCUGGGUGAAGACUGCAAACCACUGACUCCUAUGAAAAGCAGAGAGGUUUAGCUCCCACUGAAUCAAACAAAGCUUUCUAGAAAUUCAGGGCACAUCUAGCACAGAUGAAAGACAAGGCCAGUAAAGCAAUCAGUGAUAUUUUGUGUCCAAGCAGCAGCACCUUCUGGCUACUCCUGCACUUGUAAACACAUAAAAACUUCUGACACAGAAAAACCCUGUGCAACCUACUGACUCAUGCUUUACCCCACUCUAUCUCUCAGUGGAACUGAGGGGUUUGUCAUUGCUGCAAAUGUGCAUACAGAACAUCACCAAACAGUGAAGGGCUAAUAUAUCAUCCUACUGUAGUUGCAAUUCAGCAUUAGCUUUCUUUCACCCAUUCUCUGAUUAACGGAAUACCCAGUAAUACAAAACACUUAAUUCUUUAACACUGAUACUAGAAUAUACAAGCUCUGAAAAGGGAAGGCAAAAUUAAUCACUCCAACAAAAACUGUACUCAAACCUACACAAAGAUUAAAAUAGAGAUUUUAUUGAUGGAAUAACAAAAGUGCUUUUCUUAAAUAUUUUUCAAAAUACAUUUAUACAACUUACAAUAAUAUAUCCAAAAUAACUGUAUAUACAAAACAUUACCUUGCUUAAUGUAUGUGCUUUUUUUUUUUGAAAAUUACAAAGCAACUUUUUGGCAAAGUUCAACCUUAAGAGGUGAUAGUUUUGAAGGUUGGAUUAAGAAAAAUAGAACCUGAGGGAAAGUGACACUUAUGUCCAUGACAAGCAAGAAGUUCUCCAUUUAGUUAAAUAAAAGUGUUUUCGUAGUAUUUUUCACAUUACAAAAAUAACAGAAGUGGAAAAAAAAAAAAAGAAA